Molecule: messenger RNA, 3878 nt
Organism: Sardina pilchardus (European sardine)
Lineage: Eukaryota; Metazoa; Chordata; Actinopteri; Clupeiformes; Clupeidae
Gene: tmem198aa
Product: transmembrane protein 198a
Exons: 5
Coding region: 1-1449 (482 amino acids)
Biological process (GO): positive regulation of canonical Wnt signaling pathway
Cellular component (GO): cytoplasmic vesicle; plasma membrane
Source: RefSeq, a predicted model, not a curated record
AUGGCGGCGGGUGACGGGUACUUCCUGGCGCACAAGCUGGCCCUGCCCCCGUGGGACGCGGGUUCGGAGCGUCUGCUGAGGUGCGAGGACGAGAUGGAGCGCCGCUACGAGAUCGUGCCCUCCGUCGUCUGCUCCAUGUGCUGCCUGUUCGGCAUCAUCUACUGCUUCUUCGGCUACCGCUGCUUCAAGGCGGUGAUGUUCCUGACGGGCCUGAUGUUCGGCUCGGUGAUCAUCUUCAUGCUGUGCUACAAAGAGCGCGUGCUGGACACGCAGCUGAGCGUGGAGGCGUCGGUGGGCAUCGGGCUGGGCAUCGGCACGCUGUGCGGCCUGGUCACCAUGCUGGUGCGCAGCGUCGGCCUCUUCAUGGUGGGCCUGCUGCUCGGCCUGCUGGUGGCGCUCGCGUCAUUGGUGGUUCUGGAGGAGUUCUACCAGCCGCGCACCAUGUGGCUGCCCCUGGGCGUGCUGCUGGGCUCGGGGAUGCUGUUCGCGGUGCUCACGCUCCAGUGGCAGCGCUGCUUCGUCACGCUGUCCACCGCCACCUUCGGCGCCGCCGUCAUCACCGUCACCGUCGACUACUUCGUGGAGAUGCUGGCGCUGGUGCGCCACGUGUACGAGCGGGUGAAGCUGGCGCCGCGCCACGUCUGCUGGUUCACCUGGGUCAUCAUGGGCAUCUGGCCCACGCUGGCGCUGCUGGGCGUGCUGAUCCAGUGGAAGGUCACCGCCGAGGGAUACUCCCACACCGAAGUGUUCAUUAGCCACCAGCAGCGGCGUGUGCAGCUGAUGAAGAUCCGCCAGAGGGAGGAGAGGAAGGAGUGCAACAAGAAGAAGAAGAAGAAGAAACAGCCGCCGCCAUCGCAACAGCAGCAGCAGCAGCCCAAACACCAGCCUCAGAGCCACCACAGCAGCCAGAACCACCAUCAGCAGAAGCCCUCGUCCCAGCAGAGCCACCACCACCAGCACCAGAACCAGCAGCAGCAGCAGCAGCAUCCGUAUCCACAGCAACCGCAUCCCAGUCAGCAUCCCAAGCAGAAGAGGUCCCAGCAUCAGCACCACAGCCAGGGUCAGAGCCAGAGUCACCCGCGCCAGAGUCAGCAUCAGCACCAGCAGCAGCAUCCGCAGCAGCAUCCCCAUCCCCAGCAACCGCAGCAUCAGUACCAGCCCCAUCACAGCCACAGCCAGCCCCACACCUCACGCUCACAGAAGUCCACCCCCCACCCCGACCCCACCUACAGACGCAAGCCCAACCCCAUACGCCGCUUUGAUGGAGAUGUGCUCUCGCCGAGCUACAUCCAGAGUUUCCGGGACAGGCAGGGGGACCGGCGGGGCUACUCCCAUGGCCGUAUGGUCGGGGGGUCCCACCACAUCGUGGAUCUGGACUAUGACUACGGCUCCCAGGUCCCCCUGACCUCAGCCGCCGCCGUGGCCGACGGACCCACCGUACGAGUGUGACCCGCUCCACCCCUAAACAACAUUUUUUUUCUGCAAUCCCUAAAAAGUGACCUAACUGCCCGCUCCCCUUCUCCCAAACGUUCCCCAAACGUACCCCUCUGCUAUCAUACCCAACCUGAAGUUUGUGAACUCAAAACUCAAAAGUGUAGACCUGCUCCUGUUUGGGGCACUGGAGGCGGCCAUGUUUGAGACGGUGAAGCCACACGGUAGGAUGGAGGAUCCUUCACCUAGACAAAAUGGCCGACUGCAUCGGCCUAAAGUAUGCACGGUGACGAACAAGCUGGCUGAAACCACUGAGAGAAAAAAAAAGAUCUGCACAUCAAGCAACAUGACAGUGGUUGGAGAGAAAUCAAACAAGAUGGCUGACGUCCAUGAGCUCAAAUCGAACAAGCUAAAAUGGCUAACAACAACAAACUUACACUGAACAGUAUCAAACAUGAUUGCUAACAGUGGCGAUUAACUACUUACACAUAUUACCGACUCAAAAAGUUGCUGAUAACCGUGAAAUAAGACAAUAUACUGUAUAUCUCAGACAAACAACAGUUUAGUCACUUAGCCAAGGUGGCUACAAGUAUGCUGUAUGAUGUAGCCAAUGUUAUAUUGUAUGCUGUAUAGUAUGUUGGCUAAGGACAACUGAAGGUUUCAGGGAGUAAUGUUUACAACAAAUGCCUGCAAAGCACAUGCAGCAGACCGUUUACACACACAAUCAAAUCAAACCACGCCAACACAAACACCAAGACAGCUAGCUUUUUAAUCUCACUGCUUUUAGUAGCCUGUAUACCAUUCCGCUUUUUUUACGUCAGCUCUGAUUUGCCAUGUAAAAUCAGUUUUUUAAUCUAUGUUCCCUCUCCGUCUCUGAUACCCUGUAAAAAAAAAAAAAAAAACCCUUACUCUGGAAUGGUAAUUGUGCCUAGCCCGAGGAGUCUAGUAAUUACCACACACGUUUUUCUUAAUCUUGGGCUCGUGCUGUUUGACUAAGGAGCGCGGAGCAUUCGUGCCCUUCUCUCCUCUGAAAUCUGGUCCAUCAUUAGCCCCUGGCCACCUCGGCCUCGCUACACAGGGCCCCGCACGGCGCACGCCCUCAUUACGGCAGCGUCCAGCGCUCGAUGUAGGCCAUUUCAGCCAAGAAGCUCACACAAGCAUAGUGAUUAGCACAGCGAUUGAGACGCGGAGUGGGUUUGACAGACAAAGCCGGACUGAUGCCGGAUCGAUACGACACCAACAAAAGACCAACUCUGGAUCCUCACCGGAUCAAUACCAGAGACAAUGCCCAGCUCAGAGCCCGGGAAGAAAGACCAUUACACCGACGUGUGACCAACAGAUGACCUUUACUGGGCUACACAGGACUAAAAUGAUACCGCAUGAGACUAUCACAAGACUCAACAUUUGACAUUUGGACUGGACUUAUUUAUAGAGGACCAACACUAAAAUCCUAGCCUACAGAAAAACAACAAAGGGACCAAUUUAGUAGCAGCUCAAGAUAAGAAAUAAGUAAAAAAAAAAGACCAACACAAAAAGCAGUAAUUUAAUGGACACUGAUCAAUGACCAUUCCACAAUGCCAUGCACCGUAUGUUUAUACCUAUGAGGACACCUAGGGGCCAGCCAUGGUUCAGAUUGUAGCUAACGACAGGACCAGAACUGGGCCAUGUUAGGGCCGUAUCUCAGCCACAUGUGGGCCAGCUCUGGGUCCAGAUCUCCUCCGAGGUCCUUUGAGGACGCUGCCGGAAGGGCAGGGUGGCGUGGCGACCCAUAUGCCUCGUCCGGGAUUACGGCCGAAGCCCUGGCGUGCGUCCAGCGAUGUCCCUCCUCUCUGCGGAGUCGUCUUUGUGUGUGUGUGUGUGUGUGUGCGCCUCAAGUUCACGCGCUGUUCAAGCGGACUGAGCAGACCCUCGCUGUCUUGCACGUCGCCGAGGGUGUUUGUGUGAGCCGCACUCAGUGUGAACUGACUGUGAAUUGACCUCAGCCAACGGAGUUCUACUUCCUGGGAUUUCUUUUCUUUCUUUUUUUUUUCUUUCCAAAGAAAAGCAUUUCUGCCUUUGAAGUUUCCGGUGACGUUCAGCGUGUGUGGACUAAUUAAACUUGACUCUCUCCUCUCCCUGAACAAAAUGCAGCUGGACAAAUAUGUUUGUGUUCUGCCAUUUUGCUCUCUAAUUUAGAGAGAAAUUACUGUUUCUGGCAGUUUGCCGUUAAGACAGAAGUUUCCCCGGAGAUAAUUCCUGACCAGAGAUUCCCCCCAUUCAGCAUCUCCAUGGAGAUGGUUUAGGAUGCUGUGGAAUCUUUAGAGCUGCCAUUCCCAUGUGGCACAGAGUGGGGCCAAGCUCCCAACCACACCCCCAACAAAAGACUGACCAGAGAAGGCUCAGAGAGGAGUACAGUACAUGCUGUGUGUGUGUGUGUGUGUGUGUGUGUGUGUGUGUGUGUGUGUGUG